Messenger RNA from Rhagoletis pomonella (apple maggot), 1454 nucleotides. RefSeq names its product retinal homeobox protein Rx-like. The annotation marks the transcript as partial. The transcript has 3 exons. The record is from RefSeq and is a predicted model, not a curated record. Lineage: Eukaryota; Metazoa; Arthropoda; Insecta; Diptera; Tephritidae.
AAGAGUUUUGUAGUUAUGCGAAGUAGUAUUUGACCCUGUCGGCAGUAUUGGUGGAGAGUAUUUACGGAAAUUUGUGACAUAAAUACUACAUACUUAAAUAAAAAAAGAAAUAUUACUAGAACCAAAAAGUAAAUAAAUAAAAAAAAUGGAUAUAAAAACUACGCCACCACCCUCAUUAAUCAACAGCCGUUCCACCGCAACGCCACCAGUCAAAAACAGCGCCACGUCAUCAGCACCCGCCUCGCCUGUUGCCACCUCUACGGGCGCCGUGAUGAACAGUGUCAGCGCUCUUAGCGGCAUCUCCAGCAUGCAAAAGCAGACAUUUCAAAAUAUUUUCGAGAAACUUGUUUCCAAUAAUGGCGAGGGUGGCAAAUUUCCGCCGAAACAACUGGAAAAUAUUCGUCAUUUGUUGGAAAAUGUGCGCGAUUCAAAGCAUCUGCAGCUGAUUGUGGAAAAGUUCAAGAAUUUGGAGCAAUUCGAUCAGAAUUUUUUGAGCGGUAGCAAUAAUAACUCGGUCAUUUCAGAAGACGCCGAUAUCAACUUAAAGGAUACCUCCCGCAAAUUCGGCACAGGCGGUCAAACUCUUACCCCUCGACAUACUAUUGAUGCCAUUUUGGGUCUAAAGAAUCGCAAUGAAGGCGGUGAAGCCAACGAUGACGCCACCGAUCUCCGUUGCAACAUGUCCCUGGCGCAUCUGCGCAAUAUGGAUAAUCACAUGGCAUCAAUGCUGCAGCAGUCAACACACCACAAGCAUGUCACAUUCCCCAAUAUGCAGUCGCCACCAGGCGCACAUCAUCAUCAAAAUGCUGUUGGCUUGCAUCUAGGUACGCCCCCACCGCCGCCUCAACACUCUGCGUCGCAUCAUCCGCACCAAGCACUCAACUAUCACAAUGCCUUGAUGAGCUUUCCACAUCAAAAUAUCACUUCUAGUGGUGGCGGCGGUGGCGCCAAUAGUCAUUUAAACUACCCGCCACUGGAGUCCGGCAGCACCGAUUCGGGCAGCACACGCACCAGUCCGUCCAUGAGUAGCGGUGAUUAUCUCAAUUCGAUGCAUCAGAUGGUCGAGGCGAGUCAUCUGCAAGCAGCGCUGCAACACCAUCCGUCACACCCGCAUCAUCAACCAUCAACGGGACCGCCUCCGCCGCCACAUUACAGUCACCAACAGCAUUUGGCCGCUUUGGCAGCACACGCUCAAGCGCAGUCGCAGUCGCAACAGGAACAGAAAUUUGCUAAAUCAUCGUCGUCACCAACGACAUUUGCCAAUCAGUCAUACUUUAGUCUCGCCAAUGGCUCCGGCGCACUUUGCAGUGGAGGUGCUGUUGCCGGCACGGCUAUUGGUAGCAAUCACGCCAACCUGCUUGAUUACGAUGAGCACUCAAUGUCUUCAAUUUCGGCGAGUGGCGAGAUCGAUGCGGGCGAUGAUGAGGAUAUGAAGGACGGGCAAGGCGACAUAU